GGAUAUCAGGUUCCUGCUUGGAAUGCAAGGUGGAGGAAGAACAGAUUUUGGGAGAAAGGUAAUGAACUCUGUUUUGGACACUUCACUUUGAAGAGCCUGUGAACAGUCAAGUGUUUAACCAGCAGUUGCAGAUAAAUCUGGAGCUCAGGAGAGGAAGGUUUGGGCUGGGGGUGUGGAUUUGGGUCAGAAUAAUCACCGAAGCCCAGGAACAGGCUGGUGUGGAACGUGACACAAUACUGUUGAUUAAGCUAUCAACCUUAAAGAGAAGGGUCCAAGAGGCUGAGCAGAUGAGCUGAGAGUGCGUGAUCAGAGGUAGAGGAAAACCUGCAGAGACUCUUGAGGGAGUGUCAAACUUUGUGAAAGGUCAUGGGAAGAGAGGGAGCCAGGGCUGUGUGUGUUGGGCCAUUUUGGUGACCUUGAUCCGAGCAGCUUUGGUGGUGGGGCGGGAGCAGAUACCAGGGUGUCAGAGGCCUGGGAAUUAAAGCAGUGGGGUCAAGAGGUGUGGACUGCUCUUUUUAGAAGUUUGAUGGGGAGAGAAAGAGGGAGAAGGGGUGGUUCCUUGAGAAACAAGAUCAAAGGAAGGUGAUUCUAGCACAGUGAGACUUCAGUAAGUUUGUGAGCCAAGAAGAAAAAGCAGGGUCCACACAGAGGUGAAAGAUAAAGGCCAGGAGAGGAGUAUGCCUGGAGCAGGGCUCCCAGGCGGAGGGGGUGUGGUCAGAUGGAGGGGGUGUGGUCAGAUGGAGUGGGUGUGGUCAGGCAGAAGAAGGCUUUAAAAAGUCACAGCCUCAUGGAGAUGGCCUCCACCACAUUUUUCUUUUUUUAACAUUCCUUUUUUCAGUCUUUAUCAUUUUUUAUUCUGGACUUUGCUGGUACUAUCUUGAGUAGCAACGAUUACAUUUUGCUAACCUUGGCUUGUUUUGCAAUCCCAGAGGAGGGAGCCGUGGCUUAGCCACUUCCUUUUUUCUUCUUCCACCCUCCUGGAAAUUGUUCUAUUGUUUCCUUCUUGGAAGGGCUGACAUUUUUGGUUGUUUCUGGAGCCAUCUCAGUGGGGCAUGACCCCCUAGGGCAGAGAAGGUUUGGGCAGAAGCAGAUGGAAACACUGGCAGAUGUUUCUAACUCACAGCUCUGGCUUCCUGUGGGGCGUGGCGGAGGGCAAGGAGAGGGCACCUUUGAGGAGAGGGAACACAGCUCCAUUUGGUUUUCUUUAGCAUGCUCUGGCUGAAAUGCUCACCCUGAGCUCCACCAGCUGGGAAGCAACUGUGACCAGGCCAGGUGCCAGGAGCCAGGAGGCCUGUGUGGGGUCUGGCUGGCUGUGGUUAGGCUGGUUCUUCUCACACAUGGAAGUCAUCCCUAAGGCCCCUGUUCUGCCCCAGCUCCUUGCCCCUCUUCUGAGCUCAGACCCGGGGCUGGGUGGGACUUGGGACUGUUCACAGAGCCCUUGUGCCUUGCAGCUACCUGGUGAUGCCCUUCAUGCAGACAGACCUACAGAAGAUCAUGGGGAUGGAAUUCAGUGAGGACAAGAUCCAGUACCUGGUGUAUCAGAUGCUCAAGGGUCUUAAGUACAUCCACUCAGCUGGGGUCAUCCACAGGGACCUGAAGCCAGGCAACCUCGCUGUGAACGAGGACUGUGAGCUGAAGAUCUUGGAUUUUGGGCUGGCACGGCUUGCAGACGCCGAGAUGACUGGCUAUGUGGUGACCCGCUGGUACCGGGCCCCCGAGGUGAUCCUCAGCUGGAUGCACUACAACCAGACUGUGGACAUCUGGUCUGUGGGCUGUAUCAUGGCAGAGAUGCUGACAGGGAAAACCCUGUUCAAGGGGAAAGAUUACCUGGACCAGCUGACCCAGAUCCUGAAAGUGACCGGGGUGCCGGGCACAGAGUUUGUGCAGAAGCUGAAUGACAAAGCGGCCAAAGCCUACAUCCAGUCCCUGCCACAGAGCCCCAAAAAGGAUUUCUCUCAGCUCUUUCCUCGCGCCAGCCCCCAGGCCGCAGACCUGCUGGAGAAGAUGCUGGAACUGGACGUGGACAAGCGCCUGACAGCCUCGCAGGCCCUCACCCACCCCUUCUUUGAACCCUUCCGGGACCCUGAGGAGGAGACAGAGGCCCAGAAGUUUGAUGAUUCCUUAGAACAUGAGAAACUCACAGUGGACGAAUGGAAGCAGCACAUCUACAAGGAGAUUGUCAACUUCAGCCCCAUUGCUCGGAAGGACUCGCGACGCCGGAGUGGCAUGAAGCUGCAGUGACUUGUCCAGCCAACCCCUGGCUGAGCCUGGGGACCACCACAUGGCAUCACCUGCCCCGAGGACCAGUAUUUAUUUGUUGCUACUAAAGUUUUCAACCCAUCUUGGAUUAUAGCCUUCCACGCAGAGGACAGAAGGGCCCUGCUUCCUUAUGUAGGAAGCAGAAUUCAAAGAUGUUGGUUGGAAGAAAAUAGCUCUGGUUGUAACCACCCACAUUAAACACCCAUGUGGAUAAUCGCC
Hipposideros armiger (great roundleaf bat) is the source of this 2478-nucleotide messenger RNA. It is a transcript of the gene MAPK13, whose product is annotated as mitogen-activated protein kinase 13. Bases 1462 to 2241 code for a protein of 259 amino acids. Gene Ontology annotation, biological process: protein phosphorylation. The record is from RefSeq and is a predicted model, not a curated record. NCBI's taxonomy places the organism in Eukaryota, Metazoa, Chordata, Mammalia, Chiroptera, Hipposideridae. The transcript has 9 exons. Gene Ontology annotation, molecular function: ATP binding; MAP kinase activity.